CCAGACGGUUGCUAAGGUGACAGGGAUACAACAUGGCGGCCGGAUCCUAACGCUCUCCGUCGUGGGACCACCGCGGAGGUCCUCGUUCGGGCCCCUGCCUCAGAGGAGUGGAAGCCAGGGGGUCACCCUUCCUGCCCCUUUCUUCUCCGUCCACUGUCCGCAAGGGGUUGUCGCCGGCUUCCGCAUCCAGGAUGAAGAACUAUAAAGCAGUUGGCAAAAUAGGAGAGGGAACGUUUUCUGAAGUUAUGAAGGUGCAGAGCCUGAGAGAUGGAAACUACUAUGCGUGUAAACAAAUGAAACAGCACUUUGAAAGUAUUGAGCAAGUGAAUAAUCUACGAGAGAUACAAGCACUGAGGCGCCUGAAUCCACACCCAAACAUUCUUAUGUUGCAUGAAGUGGUUUUUGACAGAAAAUCUGGUUCUCUUGCACUAAUAUGUGAACUUAUGGACAUGAAUAUUUAUGAGCUAAUCCGAGGCCACACUGAACGUGAUGUGCUAUGGAAAGCUUUUAGAUCAAGAAGCUGUUCUUGCAAUGAGAAGACACUGAUGUUGAAGAUGCUUGUGAAGAGUUCAGAGAAAAUUGUUUCUAUGAAGUGGGAGAGUGGACAAGAGCAUUGGAGAAGACACCCAUUAUCAGAAAAAAAAAUUAUGCGCUAUAUGUACCAGUUAUGUACAUCCCUUGAUCAUAUGCACAGAAAUGGAAUAUUUCACAGAGAUGUAAAACCAGAAAAUAUAUUAAUAAAGCAGGAUGUCCUGAAAUUAGGGGACUUUGGGUCCUGCCGGAGUGUCUAUUCCAAGCAGCCGUACACAGAAUAUAUCUCUACCCGCUGGUACCGGGCCCCAGAGUGUCUCCUCACCGAUGGGUUCUACACCUACAAAAUGGACCUGUGGAGUGCUGGCUGUGUGUUCUACGAGAUCACCAGUCUGCAGCCCCUCUUCCCUGGAGCCAAUGAGCUGGACCAGAUCUCAAAAAUCCAUGAGGUCAUUGGCACGCCUGCUGAGAAGACCCUCACCAAGUUCAAACAGUCGAGAGCUAUGAGUUUUGAUUUUCCUUUUAAAAAGGGAUCAGGAAUACCUCUGCUGACAGCCACCGUGUCCCCACAGUGCCUCUCCCUCCUGCACGCAAUGGUGGCCUAUGAUCCCGAUGAGAGAAUCACUGCCCACCAGGCCCUGCAGCAUCCCUACUUCCACGAGCAGAGGGCAACUGAGAAGCAGUCUCUGACAAGCCACAGAAAGGCCUUCCUUCCAGAGCGCCCCGUGGCACCGCAACUACUCAGUAACAACUGGCAAAUUUCAAAGGAGGGCAGAAAGCAGAAACAGUCCAUAAAGCAAGAGGAGGACCAUCCCAAGAGACAAGGACCAGCCUGCCUGAUGGAACUGCCCAAACUGAAGUUUUCAGGAGUGACCAAACUCUCCUCGUACUCCAGCCCCGCGCUGCAGUCAGCAUUCGGGCCCGGAGCCAGCGGGACAGUCCCGGUGCUGAGACCCCUGAAGUGUGUUGGCACAAACCCAAAGACAGAUACGCAGAAGGACAUUAAGCCCAACCUGAGACAGUGUCGCCUGCCCACAAUAGGAAGGAAAGCUGGAGGGUACUGAGCAGCUCCAGCCAGCUCGCCUACUCUGCAGCCUGAAAGCAGGCGCAGCCGCCCAGCGGGCCGACGGCCUCUGAGCCGAUGGAGGGCUCCAGGAGAGGCCUGGCCUCCCCGGCGAGGGCUGCCCCGCAGACAGCGGCACCACCCGGCCUGGAGCCCGCCGGCCCAUGGGUACUCACAUCCCGGAAGCAGCUGUCCUGGAUGUUCCAGUCUAAUACAUUUGUAAAACCACCUCAUUCUAGGGUUUGAUUUUAUUUUCAUCACCUAAGAAUUUGGAGCAGGGAAUAUUUUGUAAUUUUUUAUGUGAAUCAAAACAGAGAAAUUAUAAUUUAUAUGAUGUAUUAUUUAGGCUUGGUUUCAGCACGGGCCCUGCGUGUUGUGCCUUCUUGAGUCCAUCACUAGUAGUGUGGUAGCAUGUUACAGCUGCCAGGUCAUGCUAUUGGAGACCCUGGAUUUUUAUUAAAAAAUAAGCUAUCAUUACAAUA
Molecule: messenger RNA, 2076 nt
Organism: Equus caballus (horse)
Lineage: Eukaryota; Metazoa; Chordata; Mammalia; Perissodactyla; Equidae
Gene: MOK
Product: MOK protein kinase
Biological process (GO): protein phosphorylation; intracellular signal transduction
Cellular component (GO): nucleus; cytoplasm
Molecular function (GO): ATP binding; protein serine/threonine kinase activity
Source: RefSeq, a predicted model, not a curated record